Messenger RNA from Cyclopterus lumpus (lumpfish), 573 nucleotides. RefSeq names its product phosphoinositide-3-kinase, regulatory subunit 6a (gene pik3r6a). The coding region runs from base 1 to 573 and encodes 190 amino acids. NCBI's taxonomy places the organism in Eukaryota, Metazoa, Chordata, Actinopteri, Perciformes, Cyclopteridae. The transcript has 6 exons. The record is from RefSeq and is a predicted model, not a curated record.
AUGGAGGAGAAGCAGGGAUCUUCUCAUCAGUACGGUUCACUGGAGCGCACUGAAUGGAGCAGAGGCACCAACAAACCAGAGGACGACGUGGUGUCCAUGGCGGAUUCCACCAUCACCGCGGACGACAUCGAGGGGGAGCUUUUUAAGAUCGACAGGAUCAGGGACGUCCUGGUCAGGAGGGAGUCCGAGCUCAGAUACAUGAUGGACGACAUUCAGCUGUGCAAGGAGAUCACUCGUCUGAAGAAGGAGCUGCAGAAAUUAGUGUCCAUACCAGAUAAUGACAAGUCCAGCGAGGACCGGCAGAAGGAGGAAGAACUGCUGCAGCAGAUCCACAAGCUGGUCGAGACCCGGGAUUUCCUGGUGGACGAUGUGGAGUUUGAGCGGCUCAGAGAGAAAGAAGAAGAUAAAGAAAUGGCAGAUUUUCUGAACUCCAAAUUCCCAAGAAAUAUGAAGAAGAAAGGUGUUCCAACCAGACGGGCUCCAUCCAGGGCUCAGCAGGCCUCCUCUCCCUUCGCCAAGACGGGCCUCACCCUGCUGAAGGAGUGCUGUGGCUUCACAUGCUCCAUCAUGUAG